AAAAGAGCAACAGAAUGAGAACUCAUAUUCCAAUACUCUGAAGAAGGGAGCCCCACAAAGAAGACCCCUUACAUUUAUAAUGUAUCUACGAAGACCCAGGUGGUUAAAACACCUCAAAUUGAAACUGCCCCACCCGCCAAACGGCUGAGAAAGCCGUUCUCGAGUGAAUUUCAUUAUUUGUUAUUAUUGAUGUUUAAUUUUGGAUAGCUUUCAUAUACCGAGAACUGAAAAAGUUCAAAAAAUAUGGCUAGAGAGAAUCGGUAGGAAAGAAAUAAAACAGUCACGCCAACCUCAAUUAUAUUUGGUGUGCGAGAACCAUUUCCAUAAGGAUUGUUUGACCCAAGUAAAAAACUAAUGAGAUUUUCAUUGCCAACCCUCAAUUUACCAGAAUACUGUGCUGAUCCAAAUGAGAAAGACAUAUUCUUCUACGAUACAUGUAUUGAAACAUGUGUUAAAACAUCAUCCAAGAAGGAGGAGUCACCAAGUAUAGCAUCAGCUUUAGUAGAUUCUGAGGAAGAUUUGAGGGUGCUGGUUCCAACAAAGUGGUAUCGAAAACAAAAGGGAAAAAAUGUUUUGAGAGAAACGGAAAGAGCAAUUUCUCAAGCUAUAAAAGAAGAAUCCCAACCUUCAAGACAAGAAUAUUCUGAAGAAGUAGAGUGGUAA
Coccinella septempunctata (seven-spotted ladybird) is the source of this 663-nucleotide messenger RNA. RefSeq lists its product as uncharacterized. The transcript is spliced from 4 exons. NCBI's taxonomy places the organism in Eukaryota, Metazoa, Arthropoda, Insecta, Coleoptera, Coccinellidae. The coding region runs from base 355 to 663 and encodes 102 amino acids. The record is from RefSeq and is a predicted model, not a curated record.